Pangasianodon hypophthalmus (striped catfish) is the source of this 3466-nucleotide messenger RNA. RefSeq names its product endothelin 3b (gene edn3b). Gene Ontology annotation, cellular component: extracellular region. Lineage: Eukaryota; Metazoa; Chordata; Actinopteri; Siluriformes; Pangasiidae. Gene Ontology annotation, molecular function: hormone activity; endothelin B receptor binding. The record is from RefSeq and is a predicted model, not a curated record. Bases 297 to 737 code for a protein of 146 amino acids. The transcript has 6 exons. Gene Ontology annotation, biological process: regulation of systemic arterial blood pressure by endothelin; intracellular calcium ion homeostasis; vein smooth muscle contraction.
GACAAAACGUCAGUUCAAGGCAUGCCAUAAAUCAGGAGUCCAGAAUCAUCAUGACAGCAUGAUCGAGUGAUCUACAAGACCUCUAAAACCACUGGCUGGAUAAGAAGUGAAGGGAGUGCCUAGUGAAGAAGACUAACUGCAUCUAUGCCUUGCCAUAAAACAGAUUUCAGCUGGUCCUGGGCCUGGGUAUAAAUCAAGGAGCUCCUUUUCUUCUAGCUGAGGAAAGGAGGGAUAUUGCGCAUGGAAACUUUGGCGCACGCGCGCGCUCUUGUGCACAGCGAGGCGCCAGUGGCAGCAUGCUCCUCAGAGUCCGGCUUUUAGUGCUUCUGGGUUUAGCAAACGUUUUCGCAGAAGGAAAACCAUCCUUCUGCCUGAAAAGCAUACCAUCAUUUUCACUUUCCUCUUCUGCUGGUUCACUCAGUGGACGCAGUACCACAACAAUGGUGUUCACUAAAGAUUAUCAGCCUCGUCACAGAUCUAGGCGGUGCACCUGCUUCUCCUAUAAAGACAAAGAGUGUGUCUACUACUGCCACUUGGACAUCAUAUGGAUUAAUACACCACAGCGUACAGUUCAAUAUGGCAUGUCAAGCUCUUGGCGCGUCAGACGCUCCAGUGGCACUGCAGGGGCAGAGGUUCAGCGCUGUACCUGCACAAUCAAGAAUGACACACAAUGUCACACCUUCUGUGAAUAUGUUCAAGAAGAGUUUUCCAGAGCCUCAGUAGGAGCCAGACAGUGAAGCUCUUGAUCAUUCUUAGCUUUGGGACCCCACUGCUUCUGAAAUCACUUUACUGACUGGCCUACACUUCCAUGACUCAGUUUACCCUUCUUUCAGCAGAAGUAUGAAGUAAAACUUUCUGAAGGCUGUCAGUUCUCAAGUGAGGACCUGAACCUUACUUAUUAAUUUGAGUCCUGGACUAAUGUAAUGGACUGUUACUAUUUUAAGUGGGCUGAAGUGUUCCAGGAAAGGAUGUGACCCCAGAAUCCACCAUUUUAUGAUUUGUUUUUUGUUUCUGUUGUUGUUGUCGUUGUUGUUGUUGUUGUUUAUAUACUGGAGCAUCAACACUUAUUUUAGUGAAAAUAUCUGCAGAGAAUACUCAAAAACCUUUGAAAGUACAUAGUUGUUCAAGUAACUUGAAUGCUCUUUUCCUUAAAUAAUAUUUCUCCAUCUGCCAUGAUUCAUGAAGGUGUAUAUUUGGGUGAUUAUUUUUAACAGUGAUUGUGAAGGACAGUAAGCUAUUAUAUGAAACUGUUGCAUUUGAACAAAAUAUUAACAAGCAGACUAUAAAGAUCAUAUUGUUAACUGGACAUUACCAGAUAUAGUUCAUAUAGUACUCUUAAAGAACUUCUGUAAAGUGACGGUGCCUUAAAAAAUGAAAUGAGAAGUAAAAAAAUAAUUAUUAGAUUGAGUUUUUUUAAACCAAAACUUAAACCAAAUCAUAAUUUGUUGUGGAACACUAAAUAAAUUCACUGAAACACUAAAUAAAUUCGAUUAGGUAUGCUGGCAUGCAGUUUUCUAAGGAAAUUGGCUGCUAGGGUGUUUCAGGCUUCUUGGAAAAUUUGGUACAGUUCUUGUGUCUCAGCAGGUAAAAUCCCAGACAGCCACAGUGAUGCUUUUAUCAGAAAUAUGGUCUGUUACUUAAUAUGGUAACAUUUUUUUGAAGGGUGUGGAGGAGUGAAUCAUUGAAAAAUCUGUUUUCUUUCUUUUCUACUGCCACGCUAAUGUACUCACUGACUCACUUUCAGUAAUUGUUUUAUGCUGUUCAUGGUGGAUCGCAGGGCACCAUGCACACACACAUUCACACACUCAUUCACAUCUAGGAGCAAUUUAGUGUACACAAUCCAUCUACUGGCAUAUUUUGGGGAGGUGGGAGGAAACUAGAGAAACCCAGAAGAAAUCUACACUGACACAUGGAGAAAAUGCAGAGAAACUCCACACAGACAGUAACCUGAGCUCUGGAACUGGGAACCCUGGAGCUGUGAGGCGACAAGGCUACAUAUUCACAACGAGGGGCAAUUUAUUGUAGCCUAUCAACCUGCUUGCAGGAAACCAGAGAACCUGAUGGAAACACACAUGAACAGAAUAUAUUAUGGGAAUAUACAGUAUUAGCUGUACAUGUAACUGUUACUUAGAUACAUUGACACCAGAUAAAGGGUUGUAAUCCAAGGUCAGUCCAAAUAGCUUUGCUUUUACUAGCACACAUUAGGAAAAAGUGGAUGGCAACUGGUAUGGGCAGCAACAAAACCCGCUUGUGCAUUAGGUGAACCAGAGGUACUAAAAUAUAGUUGUAUGCCUUUAAUAUGUAUCGUUUUUACAGAUAUUUUUGGUAAGUGGAAGAAGUAGACGACAUCAAAAAUGCGUCUAAGCUUUAGAAAGAAAUUUAAUAAUUGCAUACAGAGAGAGUAAUGCUGAUGAACUUAGCAUGUUAUGGCCACAAGCUGUAAGAGCAUAUUUUGGCCAUAAUAGCUUCAGUGUGUCUUGGCAUAAAUUCUGCAUGUCUCUGGAACUGUACUGGAGUGACAAACACCAUUCUUCCAAAAGAUAUUUCCUCAAUAUGGAUGAUGGUUCAGAGCAUUAUCUAACAAAAUCUCCUAUAGUUGUUCAACUGGGUUGAGAGCUGGUGACUCUGAAGGCUAUAGCAUAUGAUUGACAUGAUUUUCAUACUAUUUUCAUAAAGACCACUCCUAUCAGGAUAAAAAUGCAUCUUCAUAGGAUAAAGGUGAUCAGUCAGAAUAACUUUGUAUUGAUUUGCAAUGACUCACUGCAUAACAAAGCCAUCAUGUUUUCCCCUUUAAUCUGUCUGUAUAAUUCAUCUGUAUGUGUUAUUGGGUAAUAUUUAUCCUUUAGUUACACAUAGUAGUAGUCUAACUAUUACAAUAAGUUUUGUUUUGGGCCUGUGUAAAAUGCCACGCAAUUCAUCAUUGUAUUAUUUUUGUCAUUUUAUUAUCAUCAUUGUAUUAUUUUUGUCAUUGUAUUAUCAUCAUUGUGCAUUUUUAUUCUGCUCAAGCAAACACCUCUCAAUUACUUGUUUCUUGGCAUAAGAGGAAUAGUAUAUUCCCUUGAUACAAUAUUUUACAGACAAUUAAACUGCAAAAUGUAACUGAAAAUUGAUCUUGCAGAAGUCAGCAGCUGCUUUUAUUAUUUCUGGAAUUGUCCAACCUGACUGUCUGUUGAGAGAAAUGCCCUUUGUGCCCUUAUUGAUCCAGCAACCACAACACAGCCCUAAAGCAUCACUGAUCUGCCACCAUAUUUUACAAUUUUACACACAUUUCUGUGUAUGCAGCCCCCUUUUGAUUUUGGUCUCAUCUGAUCACAGUACACCACUGUAGUUCCAAUGACACAUGGUGAAGUUCAGACACUGCUUUUUGUGAGAUGCUCUCAGGAAGAGCUUUCUUGCAGAGAUCCAACCAGCUUGCUGUUAUGAAACUUAAGAAAUCACAAAAAUCAAUUAAAAGAUCAUUCUAAAA